This is a messenger RNA of Suricata suricatta (meerkat), 6733 nucleotides long. It is a transcript of the gene DMBT1, whose product is annotated as deleted in malignant brain tumors 1. The record is from RefSeq and is a predicted model, not a curated record. NCBI's taxonomy places the organism in Eukaryota, Metazoa, Chordata, Mammalia, Carnivora, Herpestidae. The transcript is spliced from 36 exons. Gene Ontology annotation, cellular component: membrane.
AUGAGGAAGAAGAGGGCUAAGACAGCGUGUGGCAGAGCAGCAACCUGUAAGGUGCUGGGAGAGGAGAAACGGGUGAAGGAGAUGAGGCAGCGGUCAGAGGAAGGAGAACAGGGGGUGCUGCCCGCCUGUGGCCUGGCGGUGUCAGCAGCAGGCAGGACCCACUUUGGUCAGGGCUCGGGGAACAUUCUCUUGGGCUCUGUAUACUGCUCAACAUGGGAGCCCUACCUGUUGCGCUGCUCCCACAGCGGGUGGUACAACCAUGAAUGCGGCCACAGGGAGGACGCCGGAGUCAUGUGCUCAGGGACUGAAUUGGGUUUGGUCCUGAGGCUGGUGAGUGGGGGUGACUGGUGUCAGGGCCACAUGAAGUUCCUGUACUGAGGCUCCUGGGGCACCAUGAGCGAUAAUGACUGGGACACCGAUGAUGCCAGUGUGGUCUGUAGCCAGCUGGGCUGUGGCUGGGCCAUGUUGGCCUCAGAAAAUGCCCAGUUUAGUCAAGGCUCAGUGCCACUUGUCCCGGGCAAUAUGCUCUACUCAAAGCAUGAGUCCUACCUGUGGAGCUACCCCCACAGUGUCUGGAACUCACACAACUGUGGCCACAGGGAGGAUGCCGGUGUCAUCUGCUCAGCCCCGGAGGCUGUAACUUGCUUUAAGCCUGUGACCAGAAGUACACAUGGACAGAAGGUCUUCUUCUUUGUCUUGCUAGGAGAUGAGACAGGUUUGGACCUCCGGCUGGUGAAUGGAGGUAACCGGUGUCAAGGCCGCGUGGAGGUCCUGUACCGAGGCUCCUGGGGCACCGUGUGUGAUGAUGACUGGGACACCAAUGACGCCAACGUGGUGUGCAGGCAACUUGGCUGUGGCUGGGCCAUUUCGGCCCCAGGAAGUGCCCGGUUUGGUCAGGGCUCAGGGUCCAUUUUCUUGGACAACGUGCGCUGCUCUGGGCACGAGUCUAACCUGUGGCGCUGCCCCCACAAUGGCUGGAACUCACACAACUGUGGCCAUGGGGAGGACGCUGGUGUCAUCUGCUCAGCUGCCCAGUCCCGGCCCACGACCACACCAGAUUGGUGGUAUACAAGUCCUUCCUAUGGGAGUGAAUCAGGUUUGGCCCUGAGGCUGGUGAGUGGAGGUAACCGGUGUCAAGGCCGAGUGGAGGUGCUGUACCGAGGCUCCUGGGGCACCGUGUGUGAUGACAGCUGGGACCUCAGUGACGCCAACGUGGUGUGCAGGCAACUGGGCUGUGGCUGGGCCACGUCGGCGCCAGGAAAUGCCCGGUUCGGUCAGGGCUCAGGGCCCAUUGUGCUGGAUGAUGUUAGCUGCUCCGGGCAAGAGUCCUACCUGUGGCACUGUGCCCACAAUGGCUGGAACUCACACAACUGUGGCCAUGGGGAGGACGCCGGUGUCAUCUGCUCAGGUGAGCCUCUCGUCUCCCAGCCCACGACCACACCAGGGAACGAAACAGGUUUGUCCCUGAGGCUGGUGAAUGGAGGUGACCAGUGUCAGGGCCGCGUGGAGGUCCUGUACCGAGGCUCCUGGGGCACCCUGUGUGAUGACAACUGGGACCUCAGUGAUGCCGACGUGGUGUGCAGGCAACUGGGCUGUGGCCGGGCUGUGUCAGCACCAGGAAGCGCCCAGUUUGGUCAGAGCUCAGGGCCCAUUGUGCUGGACAAUGUGCGCUGCUCCGGGCAAGAGUCCUACCUGUGGCGCUGCCCCCACAAUGGCUGGAACUCACACAACUGUGGCCAUGGGGAGGAUGCUGGUGUCAUCUGCUCAGCUUUUGAGUCUGGAACAAGCCUUAAGCCUUUGGCCAAAGAUAGACAUGGACAGUGGGUCAUGUUCUUUGUCCUGCUAGGGAACGAGGCAGAUUUGUCCCUGAGGCUGGUGAAUGGAGGUGACCGAUGUCAAGGCCGCGUGGAGGUCCUGUACCGAGGCUCCUGGGGCACCGUGUGUGACGACAGCUGGGACCUCAGUGAUGCCAACGUGGUGUGCAGGCAACUGGGCUGUGGCUGGGCCGUGUCAGCCCCAGGAAGUGCCCGGUUCGGUCAGGGCUCAGGGCCCAUUGUGCUGGACGAUGUGAGCUGCUCCGGGCAAGAGUCCUACCUGUGGCACUGUGCCCACAAUGGCUGGAACUCGCACAACUGUGGCCAUGGUGAGGAUGCCAGUGUCAUCUGCUCAGCUGCCCAGUCCCAGCCCACGACCACACCAGAGGACUUUCCUACAGGAACAAAGAGAAAGUAACUUUUCUGUUGUCUGCUAGGAAACGAAACAGGUUUGUCCCUGAGGCUGGUGAAUGGAAGUGACCAGUGUCAGGGUCGCGUGGAGGUCCUGUACCGAGGCUCCUGGGGCACCGUGUGUGAUGAUGACUGGGACACUAUGGACGCCGACGUGGUGUGCAGGCAACUGGGCUGUGGCCGGGCCCUGUCGGCGCCAGGAAGUGCCCGGUUCGGUCAGGGCUCAGGGCCCAUUGUGCUGGACAAUGUGCGCUGCUCCGGGCAAGAGUCCUACCUGUGGCGCUGCCCCCACAAUGGCUGGAACUCACACAACUGUGGCCAUGGGGAGGAUGCUGGUGUCAUCUGCUCAGGGAGUGAGACAGGUUUGUCCCUGAGGCUGGUGAAUGGAGGUGACCGGUGUCAAGGCCGAGUGGAGGUCCUGUACCGAGGCUCCUGGGGCACCGUGUGCGAUGACGACUGGGACCUCAGUGACGCCAACGUGGUGUGCAGGCAACUGGGCUGUGGCUGGGCCACGUCGGCCCCAGGAAGUGCCCGGUUCGGUCAGGGCUCAGGGCCCAUUUUGCUGGACAACGUGCGCUGCUCCGGGCAAGAGUCCUACCUGUGGCGCUGCCCCCACAAUGGCUGGAACUCACACAACUGUGGCCAUGGUGAGGACGCCGGUGUCAUCUGCUCAGCUGCCCAGUCCCAGCCCACGACCACACCAGAUUGGUGGUAUACAAGUCCUUCUUAUGGAAACGAAACAGGUUUGUCCCUGAGGCUGGUGAAUGGAAGUGACCAGUGUCAGGGUCGCGUGGAGGUCCUGUACCGAGGCUCCUGGGGCACCGUGUGUGACGAUGACUGGGACACUAUGGACGCCGACGUGGUGUGCAGGCAACUGGGCUGUGGCCGGGCCCUGUCGGCGCCAGGAAGUGCCCGGUUCGGUCAGGGCUCAGGGCCCAUUGUGCUGGACAAUGUGCGCUGCUCCGGGCAAGAGUCCUACCUGUGGCGCUGCCCCCACAAUGGCUGGAACUCACACAACUGUGGCCAUGGGGAGGACGCUGGUGUCAUCUGCUCAGGGAAUGACUCAGGUUUGUCGCUGAGGCUGGUGAAUGGAGGUGACCGGUGUCAAGGCCGCGUGGAGGUCCUGUACCGAGGCAUCUGGGGCACCGUAUGUGAUGACAGCUGGGACCUCAAUGAUGCCAACGUGGUGUGCAGGCAACUGGGCUGUGGCUGGGCCACAUCUGCAACAGGAAGUGCCCGGUUUGGUCAGGGCUCAGGGCCCAUUGUGCUGGACGACGUGAACUGCUCCGGGCAAGAGUCCUACCUGUGGCACUGUGCCCACAAUGGCUGGAACUUGCACAACUGUGGCCAUGGUGAGGAUGCCGGUGUCAUCUGCUCAGCUGCCCAGUCCCAGCCCACGACCACACCAGAUUGGUGGUAUACAAGUCCUUCCUAUGGCAAUGAAUCAGGUUUGGCCCUGAGGCUGGUGAGUGGAGGUAACCGGUGUCAAGGCCGAGUGGAGGUCCUGUACCGAGGCUCCUGGGGCACCGUGUGUGACGACAGCUGGGACCUCAGUGACGCCAACGUGGUGUGCAGGCAACUGGGUUGUGGCUGGGCCACGUCGGCGCCAGGAAAUGCCCGGUUCGGUCAGGGCUCAGGGCCCAUUGUGCUGGAUGACGUGCGCUGCUCCGGGCAAGAGUCCUACCUGUGGCGCUGCCCCCACAAUGGCUGGAACUCACACAACUGUGGCCAUGGGGAGGACGCCGGUGUCAUCUGCUCAGCUGCCCAGUCCCAGCCCACGACCACACCAGAUUGGUCAUAUACAAGUCCUUCCUAUGGCAAUGAAUCAGGUUUGGCCCUGAGGCUGGUGAAUGGAAGUGACUGGUGUCAAGGCCGAGUGGAGGUCCUGUACCGAGGCUCCUGGGGCACCGUGUGUGACGACAGCUGGGACCUCAGUGACGCCAACGUGGUGUGCAGGCAACUGGGCUGUGGCUGGGCCACGUCGGCGCCAGGAAGUGCCUGGUUCGGUCAGGGCUCAGGGCCCAUUGUGCUGGAUGACGUGCGCUGCUCCGGGCAAGAGUCCUACCUGUGGCGCUGCCCCCACAAUGGCUGGAACUCACACAACUGUGGCCAUGGGGAGGACGCCGGUGUCAUCUGCUCAGCUGCCCAGUCCCAGCCCACGACCACACCAGAUUGGUGGUAUACAAGUCCUUCCUAUGGCAAUGAAUCAGGUUUGGCCCUGAGGCUGGUGAAUGGAGGUAACCGGUGUCAAGGCCGAGUGGAGGUCCUGUACCGAGGCUCCUGGGGCACCGUGUGUGACGACAGCUGGGACCUCAGUGACGCCAACGUGGUGUGCAGGCAACUGGGCUGUGGCUGGGCCACGUCGGCGCCAGGAAAUGCCCGGUUCGGUCAGGGCUCAGGGCCCAUUGUGCUGGAUGACGUGCGCUGCUCCGGGCAAGAGUCCUACCUGUGGCGCUGCCCCCACAAUGGCUGGAACUCACACAACUGUGGCCAUGGGGAGGACGCCGGUGUCAUCUGCUCUGCUGCCCAGUCCCAGCCCACGACCACACCAGAUUGGUGGUAUACAAGUCCUUCCUAUGGCAAUGAAUCAGGUUUGGCCCUGAGGCUGGUGAAUGGAAGUGACUGGUGUCAAGGCCGAGUGGAGGUGCUGUACCGAGGCUCCUGGGGCACCGUGUGUGACGACAGCUGGGACCUCAGUGACGCCAACGUGGUGUGCAGGCAACUGGGCUGUGGCUGGGCCGUGUCAGCACCAGGAAGUGCCCGUUUUGGUCAGGGCUCAGGGCCCAUUGUGCUGGAUGACGUGCGCUGCUCCGGGCAAGAGUCCUACCUGUGGCGCUGCCCCCACAAUGGCUGGAACUCACACAACUGUAACCACUGGGAGGACGCCGGUGUCAUCUGCUCAGGCUCACUCAGCACCCCUGCUACCACAGAUUGGUGGCGCCCAUCUACUACACCCACUGGGACAAAUUAUUCCUGUGGAGGCUUCCUGUCCCAAUCAUCAGGGCACUUUUCCAGCCCGUUCUAUCCUGGGAACUAUCCAAACUACGCCAAAUGUGUGUGGGACAUUGAGGUUCCAAACAACUACCGUGUGACUGUUGUCUUCAGAGAUGUGCAGCUCGAAAGUGGCUGUAACUAUGACUACAUUCAAGUGUUCGAUGGCCCCUACCACAGCUCCCCUCUGAUUGCCCGUGUUUGUGAUGGGGCCAGGCGCUCCUUCACUUCCUCUUCAAACUUCAUGUCCAUUCGCUUUGUCAGUGAUGGCAGCAUCACAAAGAGGGGCUUCCAGGUCGACUACUAUUCCAGUCCUUCCAAUGACAGCACCAAGCUGUUUUGUCUGCCAAACCACAUGCAAGCCAGUGUGAGUAGGAGCUACCUCCAGUCCCUGGGCUAUUCUGCCAUGGACCUUGUCAUUCCCAGCUGGAAUGGAAACUACCAGUGUCAGCCCCAGAUAACGGCCAGCCAGGUGAUAUUCACAAUUCCCUACUCAGGCUGCGGCACCGUCAAGCAGGUUGAUAAUGACACCAUCACCUAUUCCAACUUCCUCGAAGCAGCUACUCCAGAUGCCAUCAUCAAGAGGACGAAGAACUUCCGCAUUCUCAUCAGCUGCAGGAUGCUCCAAGACACCUGGGUUGACACCAUGUACAUUGCUAAUAACACCAUCGACGUCAAGGAAGUGCAGUAUAGCAAUUUUGGCGUGAACAUUUCCUUUUAUACAUCCUCUUCAUUUUUAUAUCCUGUGACCAGCAGCCCAUACUAUGUGGACCUGAACCAGAACUUGUACCUUCAAGCCCAGAUCCUCCAUUCUGACACCUCCUUGGCCUUGUUUGUGGAUACCUGUGUGGCAUCCCCAUAUUCCAAUGACUUUACAUCUUUGACUUACGAUCUCAUCCGGAGUGGGUGUGCCAAGGACAGAACCUACCAAUCGUACUUUCCACCAUCGCCUCGCAUUGUCCGCUUCAAGUUCAGUUCCUUCUACUUCCUGCAUCGCUUCCCCUCCGUGUACCUGAAGUGUAAAAUGGUGGUAUGCAGGGCAGAGGACUCCUUCUCCCGCUGCCGCAGAGGCUGCAUCAGGAGGUCCAAGAGGGACGUGGGCUCUUACCAGGAGAUGGUGGACGUCGUCCUGGGCCCCAUUCAGCUGCGGGCCCCGCACGCCGUGAAGAGGAGCCUGGCCAGGCGGCCUUAGGCCUGAGGCCCCCGGGGACCCGGCAGGAUUCUGUCGGUGUUGUGUUCCACCUCAGAUCGGGCCCCCACCAUGUGCCAUGCCUGCCGUGCUCCACCGGGCGAUGUGGAGUCUGCUAGAUCUGCUUCCCGCCGCCUUCCAUGGGCUCCUGGUCCAUGGGGGACCAUGCGUAGUGCUUGGUCAAGAGAGUUCUGGCCGGUGGCACCGACGCCUUUGUCCUCUGGGGUCCGAACUCCCAGAACCUUCUACUCCUCCUCUGUAACCCAAAAAUGUUAAUACCUAUUAGGACUGUGGAGGAGGUGCAAUAAAAGAACAUUUGUUAAACUGC